Messenger RNA from Drosophila kikkawai, 1290 nucleotides. The record is from RefSeq and is a predicted model, not a curated record. Lineage: Eukaryota; Metazoa; Arthropoda; Insecta; Diptera; Drosophilidae.
UUAAUAAUUAACAAUGAUCAGGUAUAUCGGAAAAACAAUGUUUGUUAUAUAGUUUUGGGUAUUUGCAGAGCCAAAAACACUACCGAGGGAGGAGACAAACUCGCCAACAAGCCGCCCUCCUCUCCGGGUCCCCUGAUUGACCAUGACUUUAUAUAUUGUCUGAACUGCAGCAGAUCACUGGCGGUAAGCCAGCCUUUGGAAGUUGAUACGGAGAAGUCGGACAAUUCCACGAAGAGUCUUGCAGAAUAUUCGAAACAACCGCCCAGGCUCACCUGGGCCGAAUUAGGUUCCAUGGAUGUGGAUGAGGAGUCGGUACCCGAAGAAGACAUUCAGUACCGCUGGAACUCGCCUCGCCUGAUGAUCCUCUGCGAAGAUGGCGACAUUAACUGCGCCAUGCACUAUCUGUGUGAGUCCCUGCACGAUCCCUUUGCCAGCAACUCGGUGGCCACUCUUCUGCUGCAGGAAUCGCUGCUGGAGGAGUUCAUUGAUCGUGUGAAGGACCGCUUAGAGCCGCUUAGCUCGCAGAUCUCGGGCCACCCAGUCUUCCUGCAAACGCUGCAGCGGUUGGAGCUUCUGCAGGCUAAAACUACAAGGGGGAAUCCAAAGAAAGUGCCGCUGAACGAAAGUCCUGUGCUGGUCUACGACCUUAGCCAGCGGUAUUUGGGAAAGGGACCUACUGGCGUGAUUACGGUCCACACUUUCCGGACCAUGCAAGAGGCCAUCAAGUUGCAGUCCAAGGAGUCGCUGCCCUUCACUUCGGUCACCAUUUGGAACGAGAAACUGGCAGCCGCCUACGAACUGGUGGCGCGAUUCAAAAUGUUGAUCUUCCUGCUGAACUGCUUCUACGUGGACCUCGGCCCAAUAAGCAUGGCCUUCUCGAUGAACCAGAACUCAGUCAAGAUUGUGGACGGCUACCACUACGAGACGCUGACCUUUCGAAGCGACCGUAAGGUGAUUGUCCAUCCCGUUGGCACCAUUUGGGCCAACUUGGUCCACGAGCGAGCCCUCAGUUUCUGAUCUGUGCCAGCUAGCGAACUCACUUGAACCCAAAACUUUUACCUAGCUGGAAAUUUAAAUUAUUCGUCAUUGAUCUGAGCCCGUUGGCUAAUUGACUUUCCGGCUGGGCAACUCAAUUAGCAAUUUAAUUGCGAAAAUAAGUCUGCCCAUCCCUGGUGCCUCUGGCCCAUCUAUCUUCAACUCAACAGGCUUGCCAGGCAAUGUAAUAAUCAAUGGAAGUAAAAUUGUGAGUGACUCUGUAUUGUGAAAUUAAAAAUUCCUUCUGCGAAGUAA